AUGCCCGAGUGGUGGCGGGAAGACCCGAGCGCUGCUAAGAUGGAGGCGGCCGAGCCCUGCGGUCUGUGCCUGCAGGAGCGGGCCCCCUACACGUGCCCCCGCUGCAACGUGCGUUUCUGUUCGGUGCCCUGUUACCGGGGCCACGGGGCCUGCGCCGAGGCUUUCCACCGCCGGCAGCUGCUGCUCCGGCUCCAGGGCCAGCGGGGGGACCCGGCCUCCCGGACCCGCCUGAAAGAGGCGCUGCUCCGGCUGCGGGAGCUACGCGAGCUCGAGGACGCGGAGCCCCAGCUAGGCCGCGACCUGGAGGACCAGGACGACGGUCUGUGGGAGCGGCUCAGUCCGGCCGAAAAGGCCGCGUUCCAGCGCCUGCUGAGCAGCGGGGAGAUUGGAACCUUCCUGCCCCCCUGGAGGCCCUGGUGGCGGGGAUGGGGCCGGGGACUGGUCCAGGAGCUGGGGGGUGCUGAGGGUGCCCAGGAAGCUGGGGAUACCCAGCCCCCUGCGGGCACCCAGAAACCAGAGAAGAAGACCCCAGGCUCAGCACCCAGCCAUCAUCCACCAAUACCCCAAGGUGCUUACCCCCCCACGGGCACCCGGCAGCCAGAGGAGAGCUCAGGCGUGGCACCCACCCAGCAGCCUGAAGAAAUGCCAAGCCCAGUGCCUGCUGUGCCUGCAUCCAUUCCACCACUGAGCUCCCUGAUCUGCAGCCCAGCCUCACCCCUGGUAUGCUUCCAGCUGCCUAAUGUCCUCUAUGCCUACGUCUUCGCCCUCACCCUCUACAAUGGGGACUUGAGUGAAGAUGAGCUGCUGUCUGAGUUCUCUGACAUGGUCCUGGAUGUCUCUGGGGCACUGGGUGCCAGGCAGGUCUUCCACUCCACAGCAGAGGCACUGCAGGCUGCCCUCCAGGCAGUGACAGCCAGCCGGUACCCUGAGUGCCCCCUGGGGAAUGCAGGUGCUAUGAUGGCAGUGGCCCAGAUCCUCAUGGGGGAGAAUCAAGCCAAGCAGAAAGGCUUCAGCUUGGCAGCCCUCUCCCAUCUUGCCAGGCUGCUGGGCAAGGCCAAGAAACUGGUGCCAACAGAGGAGCGGCCCAGGGUGUAUGGUGCCAAGAAAAAGUGUGAAUUUUUGCUCUCCUGGGUCAAUGACAACCAGGAAUCUUUGACUGUCCUGGCCCUAGAGGUACAAAGGGAAUAUAAAACCCAUUUGGAGGCAGUCAAAGAGGUGGAUGUAGUUACCAAAGAACUGCAGAAGAUGUGGGGUGGGAAACUGCCCCCUGCAAAAAAGCCAUUGAUUGAGGAGUUAGACUGAUAGCUGGAACUUUUCAAGUGGGGAAAAGUGAAUGAACCCUCUCUUGGUCAAUAGCUAUUUUGGAUAAAUCCACCACACUGAGUCUUGGCACAAAUGUUGAUCUGGUUUCUAGGGAGUUGACCUGUUGCAAUAAAAAGAGCAAGGCAGCUGGCUGUGUACAUUCCUGUCUUCCAUUCGGCGGGACCCUUGGUGUGUUCCAUGCACUUAAAGCAUUGGCUUUUAUUUUGGUGGUUUCAAAGUUGAUGUGUUUUCCACUGGUGCUGCAGAAACCGCUAGCCAGUCACAGAGUCCCAUGCACUGUGUUUUGUAUCCCACCACAUACAGAUUUUUGCAGAAAUCAUCAAUAAAAGGACAGCUAGACACCCCCAUAGCUAGAGUUGCUAUAAACUAGAAAACUAGCAUUGUAAGGACAAACAUACUCUGCAUCCUUUCAACUGUUAUAAACCACAGUCAAAUUAACAGCAGUGACAGACCAUGAAAAGUCCUUGCUUUCCUGUGCAUUAAUAGGGGAGAUGUAUUCCCGAGUCCCAAUCUGCAUCAUUAGACUGGAGCUUCAGCUGGAAAUAACUAAAAAGACAGCUCCUGUUGAGAGAGAGGCCAGACCCAUUCACAGCUCACAGAGUGAGAGACAGUGGCAGGAGAGAGAGUGAAAUGAGUAUCAGGUAUUUUUAAAAUCUGAUAUUUUAAUGUACAUUGCCUUGUCUAGUUAAUGUUUAUUUAGCUCUCUAAGCUAUUCUAACUGAUCAUUGUGGUAGGAAUGUAAGAAUAGCUGGCCUGGAUGGGACCCAUGAUCCAUCUAGUUCAGUAUCCUGUCUGUGACAGUGGCCUGCCCCAGAUGCUUCAGAGGAAGGUGUAAGAACCCCACAGUAGGCAGAUGUAGUGUAAUCUGCCCUUGCAGCUCUGUGGGAGUUAGACUGGCAUUAAGACCUGA
Messenger RNA from Mauremys mutica (yellowpond turtle), 2233 nucleotides. RefSeq names its product zinc finger HIT-type containing 2 (gene ZNHIT2). The coding region runs from base 1 to 1302 and encodes 433 amino acids. The transcript has a single exon. Lineage: Eukaryota; Metazoa; Chordata; Testudines; Geoemydidae. The record is from RefSeq and is a predicted model, not a curated record.